AUGCCCGACACUACCCUCACGCCGAACUUUUCACUGACCAACUAUGUGCAGUUUUUUGCGGCUGGCGGCUUGUGCGCGACGCUCACGCAUGGCGGCCUGACGCCCAUUGAUGUCGUCAAGACGCGACUGCAACUGGAGCCGGCCGGCAGCAAAGCGACGAUGAUGAGCAUGACGCGCAGCAUUGUCGCUAGCGACGGUCCCGGCGGCCUGUUGGCAGGCUUUGGUCCCACAGCAGUGGGCUACCUAAUCCAGGGUGGCGCCAAGUUCUGCGGCUACGAGUUCUUCAAGAAACAAUCGAUCGACUUUCUCGGGGACGAGGCGAAGGUCCGCGAGUACCGCCAGCUGAUCUAUCUUGGCUCAGCGAGCGCUGCCGAGGUGAUUGCUACAACCCUACUUACGCCCCUGGAGGCCGCGCGUAUCCGUCUCGUGUCGGAGCGCGGCUACGCCCGCGGCCUCGCAGGCGCCUUGACGCGCCUGUGGUCUGAGGGCGGCUUGGGCGGCUUCUAUGCUGGCUAUGUGCCGAUCCUGUUUAAGCAGGUACCCUAUGCCAUCGGACAGUUCUACACGAACGAGAUGAUGCACAACCUAGUGAACAAGACUGUGUCGCCAGAGACUCUGCGGAAGACAGGCAAGGCUGGUGAAAUCACCGUACAGCUUGGGUGUGGCCUGACCGCUGGUGUGGCGGCGGCUGUGCUCUCGCACCCGGCCGACACGCUCCUUUCCAAGAUCAACAAGGGUGGUGGCGGUCGCGGCUCUGCGCUGAAGAAGCUGUGGGUGCUCGCGAAGGAAGCAGGACCUAUGGGAUCCUCAUGA
Molecule: messenger RNA, 813 nt
Organism: Malassezia sympodialis ATCC 42132
Lineage: Eukaryota; Fungi; Basidiomycota; Malasseziomycetes; Malasseziales; Malasseziaceae
Exons: 2
Coding region: 1-813 (270 amino acids)
Biological process (GO): mitochondrial phosphate ion transmembrane transport
Cellular component (GO): mitochondrial inner membrane
Molecular function (GO): phosphate transmembrane transporter activity
Source: RefSeq, a predicted model, not a curated record